AAGUGUAUAUAAAGGUGGUUUAGCAUGGCACAUAUUGCACCACUCAAGUAUCGAAAACACUGACAGACAGCAUAGUCUCUGGUGCAAGAAUCAAUUGAGCAAGCAUGGGAAUGUUGUUGGUGGUGGUCUCAUACGCUGUCCUUUUCCUGGUUCUAUUCCUCGGCGUGAAGUUUGUUUUCCAAAGCAGAAAAUUGAGAAACAUACCACCAGGUCCUCCUCCUCUUCCCAUAAUAGGAAACCUUAACCUCCUCGAACAGCCAAUCCACCGUUUCUUCCAACGCAUGUCGAAACAGUACGGCAACGUGGUUUCCCUCUGGUUCGGUUCACGUCUGGCCGUUGUCAUCUCCUCUCCAACAGCAUACCAAGAAUGCUUCACCAAACACGACGUUGCCUUGGCCAACCGGCUACCUUCUCUCUCGGGAAAAUACAUCUUCUACAACAACACCACCGUAGGCUCCUGCUCCCACGGCGAGCACUGGCGCAACCUCCGCCGCAUCACCGCCCUGGACGUCCUCUCCACGCAGCGCGUCCACUCCUUCUCCGGAAUCCGGAGCGACGAGACGAAGCGUCUGAUGCAGAGGUUGGUGCUGGCCAAGAACUCGAACGAGGAAGAGUUUGCGCGAGUGGAGAUUAGUUCGAUGUUCAACGACUUAACUUACAACAACAUAAUGAGGAUGAUAUCGGGGAAGAGGUUUUACGGAGAGGAGAGUGAGAUGAAGAACGUUGAGGAAGCGAGGGAGUUCAGAGAGACUGUGACAGAAAUGUUGGAACUCAUGGGCUUGGCUAACAAGGGAGAUCACUUGCCUUUCCUCAGGUGGUUCGAUUUUCAGAAUGUGGAGAAGCGCUUAAAGAGUAUCAGUAAGAGGUACGAUUCCAUCUUGAAUAAGAUCCUUCAUGAGAACCGUGCCAGCAAUGACCGCCAGAAUUCCAUGAUCGAUCAUCUCCUCAAACUGCAAGAGACCCAGCCUCAGUACUACACUGACCAAAUCAUCAAAGGCCUUGCUCUGGCCAUGCUUUUUGGUGGAACUGACUCAUCAACUGGGACUUUAGAGUGGUCAUUAUCUAAUUUAUUGAAUCACCCAGAGGUGUUGAAGAAGGCAAGAGAUGAAUUGGACACUCAAGUGGGACAAGACCGCUUGUUAAAUGAGUCAGACCUUCCAAAACUUCCAUAUCUUAGGAAGAUCAUCCUUGAGACACUUAGGUUGUACCCCCCGGCCCCAAUUCUAAUACCUCAUGUGUCUUCAGAAGAUAUUACAAUUGAAGGAUUCAAUAUCCCACGAGACACAAUUGUGAUCAUUAAUGGUUGGGGCAUGCAGAGAGAUCCUCAGUUGUGGAAUGAUGCCACAUGCUUUAAACCUGAGAGGUUUGAUGUGGAAGGAGAGGAGAAAAAGUUGGUAGCAUUUGGCAUGGGAAGAAGGGCUUGCCCAGGAGAACCCAUGGCUAUGCAAAGUGUCAGCUUUACUUUGGGAUUGUUGAUUCAAUGUUUUGACUGGAAACGAGUAAGUGAGGAAAAGCUUGAUAUGACAGAGAACAAUUGGAUCACCUUGUCAAGGUUAAUUCCAUUGGAGGCCAUGUGCAAGGCUCGCCCACUUGCCACUAAAAUUGGAAUUUAAUUAUUAAUAGUAUUUUUAUUUGGUAAACUUGGGUGAUUCAGAAUCUAAUACUUAUAAUUUUAGUGUGUAAGAGUGGUGAUCAUAUAUACAUUUCAAAAUUAAUAAUCUUUGUCCAAAAAUCAUCCAUGGACAACUAUAUGUCAAUUGACAUCUAGAGAGAAAUAUAGAUAUAAGAAUAUUUAUAUUUUAUUACUCUUCUUUAUCUUAUGUGUCAAGGCUCAUUGUAGAAUUGGGUGAGCAUUAACAUAUAUCAAUAUUGUAUACCGCCCAGUUUUCUCAAAUAAAUUUCUUUACUUUCAAUUA
Glycine soja is the source of this 1916-nucleotide messenger RNA. RefSeq names its product isoflavone 2'-hydroxylase-like. The record is from RefSeq and is a predicted model, not a curated record. The coding region runs from base 105 to 1613 and encodes 502 amino acids. The transcript has 2 exons. Gene Ontology annotation, molecular function: oxidoreductase activity, acting on paired donors, with incorporation or reduction of molecular oxygen; iron ion binding; monooxygenase activity. Lineage: Eukaryota; Viridiplantae; Streptophyta; Magnoliopsida; Fabales; Fabaceae.